Molecule: messenger RNA, 2596 nt
Organism: Struthio camelus australis
Lineage: Eukaryota; Metazoa; Chordata; Aves; Struthioniformes; Struthionidae
Source: RefSeq, a predicted model, not a curated record
UUGCACUGUUUCUGGUAGAGGCACAUAGGCCUAAGGGGCAAGGCUGGAACUCAAUUCCUCUUCUAUCUGCAGUGAAAAGAGCCUUAGAUCUGCCAGGAAAUUUGAGUGAUAAUAAUUGCUAGGGACCCUUUGUAGCCGGGCAUCUCGUCCAGAGACGUUAGAGAGAGUUCUGAAACAAAGUAGAAGCUGGACCCACCUUUGCAUUGCAAGCUGCAAUGAUUCACCUGAUGCUCAGAAACAAGAUCUAGCAAUUAGCGUGCUCAUCACUGGCACAUGUGUGCCCCUUCAUCUGACUAAUCUUAAUUGCAGCUCAGCUUUAAAAAAGCUAAUUAGGUUUAGUCCAAUGCUAGCAAAGGUGGUACACAAUGUGACACAUGACUGCUUUUUUUUACAGCAGUGUGACUGAGCCAGGCCACAGCUUCCUCCUGUCUGGGUCUGAGCAAGGUUAUUUCUAGGGUGUCUGUGGGUGGACAGGGUUGGGUCACAGCUGGCUGUUCCGGUUUCUUGGUGCACUAAAGACUGACUUGAAAACAUACCCAAGCUCCAGGCAAAAUGCCUUGCUAAGAUGUCAUUCUGUGAUGGUCCAUAAUUCACAUACGUUCCCUCCCUCCACCCAAGAAUAAAGCCUGAGCACAGAGCCUGUGAGAAGUGCUGUUUAUUGGUGUUCCGAAUCCCCCAUAUGGUAGUUUUUCCAGGAAUGGAAAUAGUGCCUGGGAAAUAGUACCCGUAGGAAACCCUUCUGCCGUGGGGCUGUGAGCUUCUAUGUAUUAACGAGUAUGUGAUGCUUAUGUUUGGCAGGAGCCGGUGACCUUUGAGGAUGUUGCUGUCUAUUUGAACCGUGCGGAGUGGGAAACAAUAGAGGAGUGGCAGAGGGAGCUGUACCGGGGUGUCAUGGUGGCGAAUUACGAGCUCUUGACUUCUCUGGGCUACCCAGGCCCCAAACCUGACAUAUUGUAUCGGAUGGAGCGUGGGGAAGAGCCAUGGGUCUCUACCCCACAGAACCCAGUGAUGUGGGAUGGACCUGACAGCCCCUUUCCAGGAGUUGGUGGGGAUAUGUCCUGGCUGGUGGAGCAUCCUUCAGGCUGGCGGCCUGGUGCUGACAGACGCUGUGUGCUGGAGGAGAGAAUGGAGACUCCCCACCAAGGUGGGCGGUGUAUGCAGUGGCGUCUCCGUUCUAGAAGACUGCUGAACAAGUUCAAAUGUGUCAGCAGUAGGAGUCAGUUGGAGGCAGCAACAGCCAACAGAGAAGUGGUGCCAACUGAAAGCCAGGACCAAGAAAGGACAGGAUUCUGGCCUGGGAAGGAAGUAGAAGUAGCAGAAGAGCAAGAGGUUGAGCCAAACCAAAACCAAAGCACAGGACUUCGACUUCAUCCAGUGAUGGAAAGACAGAACAAAAAUCCAGAUUCCCAGGAACAUGUGUGUGGUGACCCCCAAGGCAGUGUCCAGAAAAGAUCAUACACCUCUGAAGAAAUGAGGCUUUACCUUGCAAACAAGAAACAGAAGAUUGAGGAUCUCAGUGAAAUUAUUUUGAAAGACCACUGUUACUGUGCAAGGAAUAGGACACAAUUUUUGAGUAGCAGUCUAUUCCCACAUGUUCUGAGAGACCACGACUACUGCAGAAAUGGCAAGGACGUUGUUACAGCACUUAGAGACCAUGAAUAUUGUCAGGUACAAAGGAGUAGUUGUCAGGCACAGGUUAGUGGCUCUCAGGACAGAGUUUAUAAAGGUGCUGGUUCUGCUGAUAAGUCUCAUGCCAUGAUUCACAGGCUGGUAAAACGAAAAUCACAGUUGCAAAUGGGGCGACUAAUCGGGAAAGCUAAGCGAAUUUUGUGGCGUUACAAGCGUUUUGUCAGCAAAAGGUUACGUUUUCCUCCAGGCUCCUCAAGCACAGACUGUUUUUCUGAACUUGCUGGGUCAGCAGCUGUCUCUCCUGCUAGGGCAGAAGACAGCCCUAUGGAGGGGACUUGUGGGGCACUUUGCCCUCCUGUGGAGCAGGAAACUGUUCCCCCACAGUCUCAGAAUGAGGAUAACCCCCAAGAGAUCCCAUUGGAAGUACUCCAUGCCCCAGCGGUGUCAUUUGAAUCUACAGCUGCGCUCCCACCCUCAAAUGCACUCACAGAGGUGAAGGAGGAAGUAGUGCAACCCAUGGCUUAUGUGGAACGUGUGCAGCAGUGGGCAUGCCCGAUCCAGAGACUUGAGGCUAAGCGAAAUGUCGAAAGACGCAGAUUUGUUAAUUCAGAAUUUGUAUCACUACAUGAUGCUUAUGAAAUGGUCAUGCGGACUGUAGAUCACAUGUUAGACCGUGUAUGCCAGACAUUUGAACUUGGUGGCUAUGCUCAGUGUAAGGAGGUCUGGCCCAUAGUUAUUCAGAUAGACAGUUGAUGACCAGAAAUAAAUAAAUAAAUAAAUAAAAGACAGCUGCUCCUAAUAUACCAUCAGAGUGAACAGUUAAGAAGUUUUGCAACAGGGAAAAAGGCCUAAGGAGACUUAACAAAAGAAACUGUGAAACGCACACUAAAGGGAAUUAGUGCAUAAAGGGGGACAGAACUUAAUUCCACAGUGUCUGCUGGGGGAAAUGCGAUUGUAUGGGACUUAU